Cotesia congregata is the source of this 1575-nucleotide messenger RNA. The record is from the annotation of a GenBank genome assembly. NCBI's taxonomy places the organism in Eukaryota, Metazoa, Arthropoda, Insecta, Hymenoptera, Braconidae.
GAUGUUAAAUCGGAGAAAGAAUCAAAAGAGGAGCGUCGUAAAAGGAGGAAAACGAGAUGGGUUCAGCUGCAGAUUGAGGAAAUCAGCAGGAAACUAAGGACCGGAGAUCUGGGGAUUCCACUUAAUCCUGAGGAAAGAUCACCCUCACCUGAGCCUAUUUACAGUAGUGACGGUAAACGGUUGAAUACCAGAGAGUAUCGUACAAGACGUAAAUUGGAAGAAGAACGACAUAAUCUUAUUCAGAAGAUAUUAAAAAUAAAUCCUGACUUUAAGCCUCCGCCAGAUUACAAGCCUCCAAUAAUUCGUGUUCAUGAUAAAGUUAUGAUACCACAAGAAGAGCAUCCGGAUAUUAAUUUUGUAGGACUGCUUAUUGGACCACGUGGAAACACUUUGAAAUCUAUGGAAAAAGAAACCGGUGCUAAAAUUAUUAUCCGAGGUAAAGGAUCCGUGAAAGAAGGCAAAGUUGGCAGAAAAGAUGGACAGCCUCUGCCAGGUGAAGAUGAACCUUUGCAUGCAUAUAUUACUGCCAAUAAUUUGGAAGCUGUUAAGAAAGCAGUUGAACGAAUCCAUGAAAUAAUUAGACAGGGUGUUGAAGUACCCGAAGGACAAAAUGAUUUGAGACGUAAUCAAUUACGUGAAUUAGCAUUAUUAAAUGGAACUUUGCGUGAGAACGAUGGUCCACGCUGUACGAAUUGCGGAGCUUCCGAUCAUAAAUCAUGGCUGUGCCCUGAUAAACCAAAUGUUACAAACAACAUCGUGUGUUCAAGUUGUGGUGGUGCUGGUCAUAUUGCACGUGAUUGUCGAUCGAAGCGUCCAGGUCAAGGUGGACCAGCAGCCGCAGGAAUGACCGGAAUGGGUCCAGCUGGAGACAAAGCCAAGAUCGAUGAAGAAUAUAUGUCGCUUAUGGCUGAAUUAGGUGAAGGUCCACCACCGGAUCGGUCUAAAUCAACACCACGGACUAAUGCGACCGCGAAUCCCAAUUAUCCGGGAUUAUUCGAUCGUCAACAAACACCAAGAGCUCUGAUGGCGUCACCAGCGCAUCCACCACCGCAAAUGAUGCAAGGUGGGCCACCACCGAUGAUGCCACCGCCUGGUAUGGCUCCACCACCUUGGACUCCUCAAGGGGAUCCUAACGGAAUGAACGGAAUGAAUAUGCAAUGGCAACAACAGCCAGUCAGCAUGCCUCCGCCGCCAGGUGUUAUGCAGCCACCACCUCCACCACCAGGAUCUGCGCCAACUCAGACAAAUAUUCCACCGCUGAUGCCAUGGAUGACUGGAAACAAUCAGCCUCCUCCACCGGGACAAAUGCCGCCAACGCAAAUGCCCCCACCGGGUAUGGGAAUCCCGCCUUGGCAGCAGGCUCAGCAAGCAGCCAUGAGACCACCACCUCCAGGCACUGCUCCUCCUCCUGGUUAUCCAGGUUGGCAACAGCCUCCCAUGGGCAGUUGGCCUCCGGCUGCACCCGUCCCACCACCACCGCAGCCGCAACAAAACCCGGCGCCCCCGGGCAUCGAUCUUAAUUCAUUACCAACUCUUUUGGCUCAGCCACCACCACCUCCACCGCCAACUAGUUAG